AUGGCUGUAGGAGUUAAUGGACAUUGGAAAAUGCCAAUAGGCUAUUUUCUUGUAGCAGGCCUUAAUGGAACGGAAAGAAAUAAUUUAUUAAAACAGUGUUUAAUUCUCAUGGGUGAUACAGGUGCCAAAGUCCAUUCUAUUACUUUUGAUGGAGCCUACAGUAAUGGUAAAAUGUGUUCAAAUUUUGGUGCUUCAUUUGAUAAAAAUGAUGAAUUAAGUUUUAUCUUUGAAAAUCCUUACAAUAAUGAGCCUAUAUAUAUUUUUUAUGAUGCUUGCCAUAUGAUUAAGUUGAUUAGAAACACUUUGGGAGAUAUGGGGUGCCUAUUUCAAGAAGGGGAAAAAAUUAGUUGGGACCAUAUUAAAAUGUUGUAUUUCAAAGAAAAGAACAAGGGCUUAAAAGCAGCAACAAAAUUGACAAAUAAACAUGUAUACUAUUAUAACGAGAAAAUGAAUGUUAAGUUGGCCACACAAGUGUUAAGUAAUAGUGUUGGAAAUGGUCUUAAAUUUUGCAAAUCUAUAGGAUGUGAUGAUUUUAAGGAUAUUGAUGCUACAGCAGAAUUUUGUUUCCUAAUGAAUAAUGAUUUACGGUUGCCCAAUGGUAAAAAAGUUGUAGAAUCUGGUAGAAAAACUGGUUUUGUUGGACUUAUAAAAGCACUAGAUAAUGUAUUAAAAUUGAAAAACUUUAUACCAAAUCAGUGGAGCCGUAUUUGUAGCGUGCACUUCACUGAUAAUGACUACCAAAUUCGUCCUGGUGCUAACAGACCAAUAUUAAAAGUAAAUGCCGUCCCUUCAGUUUUUCCAUCGUUUCCAGUAUAUUAUCAACAUAACCCUAAGAAACUUAGAAACCCACCUAAAAAUAGGGAUUUGCCCUCUUUUAAAGAUAAGCCUAGUACUAGUACUGAUCCAAAAAUUAGUAAUGAGAAUGCUGAUUUAGAAUUAAUUGACAAUCACAGUAUUUUACCUAAAAGUGUUGAUAGAGAAGUACAAACAUCUCAUUCUUCUUGUAAUGAACUUUUAUUGAAACAUGAAAUUAAAAUAUUACGUCAAAAGUUACGGCGAAAAGAAAAAAAAAUAACCAGUUUGGAUAAUUUACUAAAAGAAUUAAAUAAUAAAGGAUAUAUUGAUUCUGAACAACAACAUUUAAUGUUAAGCAACUUUAAUUGUUCAUUUAGAGACUUAUUUAUAAAUGAAACCAAAAACUGUGAUAAAUCUACUGGCAAGAGAUAUACCAAAGAAAUAAAACAAUUGGCUUUAACAUUGCACUUUUAUUCUCCUAAAGCGUACAAUUUUUGUCGAUCAAUAUUAAGUUUACCUCAUCCAUCAUCAUUAACUAAUUGGACAUCAUCUGUUAAUGCAGAUCCUGGAUUGUUCCGAGAAGUUUUUAUGUUUAUUAAAAAACAUAUUCCUUCUGAAGAUCUUGACUGUAAUUUGGUGUUUGAUGCGAUGGCCAUACAUAAGAAACUUAUUUAUGAUGCUAGUAAAGAUAGGUUCUUAGGUUAUUGUGAUUUUGGUAAUAUUCAAGUAGAAGCACAAUAAACGUUAGCCACUGAAGCACU
Messenger RNA from Sipha flava (yellow sugarcane aphid), 1556 nucleotides. RefSeq lists its product as uncharacterized. The record is from RefSeq and is a predicted model, not a curated record. The transcript is spliced from 6 exons. The coding region runs from base 1 to 1536 and encodes 511 amino acids. NCBI's taxonomy places the organism in Eukaryota, Metazoa, Arthropoda, Insecta, Hemiptera, Aphididae.